AAGAUUAUGAGAAAUUAAUUUAUACGAAAGUACAUAGAAAUUGUUAUAAGAAAAAGUUUUCAUCAGCAUUUGAACUUCCGGUCUAAUUUUGUCAAGUUACAUUUAAAAUGUAUUCGAAUGUAUUCGAAUUUGGUUUUGGCAAAUUUAUUUAAAAAAAAAAAAGAAGAAAGUUUCCGUCAAAAAUUAAAAGAAAAAGAAAAGGUUAAAUCUACAUAAAACGAUGCUUCGAGGCAACUUCGUUUGGUUAUUUUCUUUGCUAGGCCCACACCCAAACCUCAAGAAACAAAGAUGAAUGCGAUCAGCAUCUUCAGAGGCUACGGCAAGGUAAACCACCUUGGAGACCAAACCCCGGACCGUAGAUCCUCUCAGAGGCCUCUCUUAACCACCAUCGCCAUCGCCGCUGUGGUCCUCUUGACUUUGGUUAUUGGUUCAAUAUUAGCAGCGGCAGUGAUUCGUGACUACAGAGAGGAAGAAGAAACAGAAUCACCACCCCUUUCGGCCGAGUUGCUCGAGUCAAUCAAAUCAGUCUGCAGCGUGACCCAGUUCCCGGAUUCCUGCUUCACCGCCAUAUCUUCUCUCAACACCUCCAUAAAACCCGACCCAGAAUCCAUCUUCAAGAUCUCUCUCCGCGCAGCCAUCGCCGAGCUCUCCAACCUCUCUUCAUCAAUCAACACCCUCAACGGUCGCAACUCCGCCCCUGCUCUGCAGGACUGCGUGACCCAGUUGGACGACGCGCUGAGUCGACUAAAUGAAUCGAUGUCGGCUAUGGAGGCGAGACCUGGGGAGAAGACGUUGACCGAGGCAAAGAUCAAUGAUAUCCAGACAUGGGUCAGCGCUGCGAUGACAGAUCAGGAUACUUGUUUUGAUGGGUUAGAGGAGACGGGAUCGAGGGUUCUGAAUCAAGUCAACCAUGGUAUAAGGCAAAGAUCUAAAGAGUACAUCAGUAACAGCUUAGCCAUUGUUGCUAACAUGCCACUUCUUCUUGAGAAGUUUGGUUUGAAAAUGCACUGAAAUUUCUUGUUUCUCUUGGUUCAGAUUUCGAUUUCCAAGUCUUGAUUCUCGGUUUCUGGUUUGUAACGAAAAUGAUUGUGUAAAAGUACAUCUGUAAAGACUGUUGUGGAUUUUUAUCUCUUCUUUUCUUUGAACCGUUUCAUUUCUGUUGUUU
Rubroshorea leprosula is the source of this 1165-nucleotide messenger RNA. Lineage: Eukaryota; Viridiplantae; Streptophyta; Magnoliopsida; Malvales; Dipterocarpaceae. The record is from the annotation of a GenBank genome assembly.